GUGCGACCAUCAAAUUCGCUGUAGCGAUUAAAUACCAAAAAUAAAACAAAUCAAAAUUAAAAAAAAGUUUAAAAAGUGCGUAGCCACUACUAAAAGCGUUCUCUUCUUCUAACUGUGCUUCUUCCCCGUGCCCCGCCACAAGUAACUCUCAAGUACCGCGCAUUCAAUAGUCAUGGACAACGACAACUACGAGCAUCCGAACUUGUCCUCGGAUAACAGCAGCACCAGCAGUGGCAGCAGAGGGAAUUCAGCAGCAGCAGCAGCAGUUGCAGUACAAGUUGCAGCGGUAGAAACAGCAGCAUCAGCAGCAGAAACGCCAGCCACAGUCGGAGGCUCCAAUGAGCCCAUGAGUGAAUCCUCCUCUCCUUCCUCCUCCUCGUCCGUCCCACACCCCCAGUCAUUCAGUGCAGCCAUUUUAUUUAACAUUGAUACAGAAGAAGACGAAGAAGGAGCUCAUGACCAUUCAUCGCAUGAUCAUCACUCUCCUACUCCUCCUUUUCGCCAGACUGCAACGCAACCCGCAACAGCGCCACAACUGGAGCCACAGCCCGAGGAGCAGCAGCAACAGCCGGUCGGGCCAGAGAUAGAAAUAGAGCCAGAGCCGGAACCGGAGCAACAUCCGCAGCAGCAGCACCUCCAACUGGAGGACGGGGACUCCGACUCGGAGCCAGAGCGAAGUCCACAACAGCAUCAGCUGCAGCCAGUGGACACAGACGCCAGCGCGAUUGCGGAUACCAUUGACGCCGGUGCCAUUCCCAACGAAGCCGUGGAGCGCAUCGACGAUUUCGAGGACGACGACGACGACCUCGAAGAGGGCGACGACGCUGUCUCCGCUCCGCGCGACGUCGACGACCAGGCCCCGUCGACAUCCGCUGCCACCCAAAGGCUGAGCUCGGUUGCCGUCCUGCCGACCCAUUCGGCUGCCGCCACCAUCGCCGGUCAGAGCGCCAGCCGUGCCUCCCUAAACCAACAGUUGCGUGCCCCGCUCCCUGCCCCCGACAAUCACGCCGCCAGUGCAGCUGCCGUCGACGAUCAGGAUCAGGAGAACGACAGCAAUAACAACAACGCGGCCGCAGCUCGACGCACUCGUCAUUUCUACAGCAACAACGGGAGCCGCUUCACCAACGACAUGUUCCCCGGCAACUGCCCCCAGAAGAGCUCGAACCAGAGCUCGCCCCGCUCCGGCGGAGGACGUCACCAGUCCACACAGCAGGGCGUGGAUCCGCUGCGUCUGCUCUAUCCCAAUGUGAACGAGACCGAGACUCCAUUGCCGCGCUGCUGGAGUCCACACGACAAGUGUCUGUCGAUAGGGCUGUCGCAGAACAAUCUGCGCGUCACCUACAAAGGCGUGGGCAAACAGCACAGUGAUGCCGCCUCCGUGCGCACCGCCUACCCGAUCCCAUCCUCCUGUGGGUUGUACUACUUCGAGGUGCGUAUCAUCUCGAAGGGCCGCAACGGCUACAUGGGCAUCGGCCUUACCGCCCAGCAGUUCCGCAUGAACCGCCUGCCAGUAGGUUGGGACAAACAGUCGUACGGCUACCAUGGGGAUGACGGCAACUCGUUUAGCUCCUCGGGCAAUGGCCAGACCUACGGACCGACCUUCACCACCGGCGACGUCAUCGGCUGCUGCGUAAACUUUGUGAACAACACUUGCUUCUACACAAAGAACGGCGUGGACUUGGGCAUCGCAUUUAGGGACUUGCCGACCAAGCUCUAUCCGACAGUGGGUUUGCAGACGCCCGGCGAGGAGGUGGAUGCCAACUUUGGCCAGGAGCCGUUCAAAUUCGACAGAAUCCUGGACAUGAUGAAGGAGAUGCGCGCAAAUGUUUUGCGCAAAAUCGACAGAUAUCCACAUCUGCUGGAGACGCCGGAGAACCUAAUGAAUCGCCUGGUCUCCACCUAUCUGGUGCACAAUGGCUACAGCAAGACGGCCGAUGCCUUCAAUGGCUACACGAAUCAGCCAUUCGACGAGGACUUGGCCUCCAUCAAGACGCGUCAAAAGAUCAUCAAGCUUAUACAGACUGGUAAAAUGAGCCAGGCCAUUGAGCAUACGCUGCGCUCGUAUCCCGGCCUGCUGGAGACCAACAAGAAUCUGUGGUUCUCCCUGAAGUGUCGUCAGUUUAUCGAGAUGAUCAAUGGAGCUGACAUCGAGCAGGGCAACAAUAAAGUGACAGCCACCACACAGACCAUGCCCACAAAUCAGACCUCCGUCAUACAGUCAACGAAGGCGUUCAAGCACAGCAAGGGCGGCAACAGUAGCAACAAUAGCAACAACAGCAGCCACAGCCAGAGCCAGAGCAACCAGCCACAACAACAGAACAACACUGCAAUUCCAGCUGUGAUAAAAUUAGAGAGCGGCGAAAAGCAGGAUCUGAAAAACCUGGUCAUGGAUGACAACUCGAACAAGUGUGCGGAUCAUGACACCAACAGCAUGGAUGUGGAGAUGGAGCCGUGCCAGAGCCACUCUAACGGCGGUGACUCGUGCUCCAAUGGCAAUGCCAAUGCCAAUGCCAAUGCCAGUGCCAGUGGAGUGCGCAACUCUUUAGAUGCCAUCGACGAGGAAAUGGGUAUAGAAAUAGAAAAAUCAGAAACCAGAAAGAGAAUCAAGCUAAUAAAGGUUGCCCAAACGCACCCAGAUGUAGACGUGUCGCCCUCAUCGCGCAGCUGUGGUCGUGUCAUCGAGAAGAUACUCGAGUUCGGCAAGGAGCUGUCCAGCAUGGGACAGCAGCUGGAAAAGGAGAACCUCAUGACUGAGGAGGAGCGUCAAAUGUUGGAGGAUGCAUUUAGCUUGAUUGCCUACUCAAACCCAUGGUCCAGUCCGCUCGGCUGGCUCUUGUGCCCCUCGCGACGUGAAAACGUCUCCACCACGCUCAAUUCGGCCAUAUUGGAGUCGCUAAAUUUCGAGAGACGUCCACCGCUGGAGUUCCUGGUGGCGCAUGCAUCCGAGCUAAUCAAGCUGAUCGGUCAGCAUUCGCUGGGCGAAGAUGCUUUCAUUACCAUCGACGAUGUGUUCCCGCAAAAUUGACCCAGUUCGCCGACGCUGCUGAAGAUGUUCGAGACGACGCUGACCCUGCCGCGCACCAGCGUACUGAACGAACCGCUGGGCAGCGUAGUACCCUCCACAUCGACCGCGGCGGUGGCUGUGCAGACGACCAAGCGACGCCGUCGUCGUCGCAAUAAAAGGCGACGCAAGUCCUCUCUGUCCGGCAGCACCGAAGCGUCCUCAUCCCGCACCUACGAUCCUGUCAUGACGGGCAGCAGCAGCAGCAUGCGUAGUACGGGUGGGGUUGGUCCGGGUGCCAUGCGUCGUGGUCGUUUUCGUGGGGUCAGCUCAUCCUCAUCAUCAGCAGCAGCGGCGGCGGCAGCAGCAGCGACAGCAGUAGCAGCGUCUUCGGCGGCAUCAGCAGCCGCAUCCAUGAGUGGCGGAAGCAGUCCUUCGAUGUAUAUUGAUCCGCAGGACUACUUCGAGACGCUCGACUAGAUUAUUAAACAAUUUUUCGUAAUAGGUUAAAUUUUGUUGUUACUUCAGUUCUCCUUUUUUACCAUCAGAGAAGCCCCCCAUUAAUGUCCAUCUUUUAACUGAUUCAUUUUGCUAGAGAGAUGCGCGACAUCUGCAGUCGGAGCUACGGAGUCGAGCGACUAUUUGCGGCCUUUUGAUUUAGCGUGAUUUUUUAAUAACUUUUAACGUAUAUUUUAUAUAGCCCCUGUAAGCAUAAAGUGUGUAAUAUUAUGAUGUAUAAUUAAAUUGCUGCGAACUGUGCUGCGUCACGAACCCUGGAAAUUCACUUUCAA
Messenger RNA from Drosophila guanche, 3792 nucleotides. RefSeq names its product ran-binding proteins 9/10 homolog (gene RanBPM). The transcript is spliced from 11 exons. The record is from RefSeq and is a predicted model, not a curated record. Gene Ontology annotation, biological process: cell surface receptor signaling pathway; cytoskeleton organization. Bases 173 to 3025 code for a protein of 950 amino acids. Gene Ontology annotation, cellular component: cytoplasm. Gene Ontology annotation, molecular function: protein binding. NCBI's taxonomy places the organism in Eukaryota, Metazoa, Arthropoda, Insecta, Diptera, Drosophilidae.